GCGAAGAGGGAGCGAGAGAGAGAAAGAGAGCGAGAGAGGGAAGUCCAGAAGGAGGAGAUUCAACAUUAACAGCAGCAGUAGCAUCUGAUUUCAGCGCAGAAACAGGACGUGUGUAACUCUUAUUCUCUGACCGCAAUGGCUCGUAUUGGCUUUAUCAACCUGUGCAUGUGUGUUUGGAUCACUGCAUUUAUCAUGAGCGUCAAUAUGGAUGUGUGUUUUGGAGACCAAGCCCUGGACUGCUGCUUGAAGGUUAGCCAUCAUCGCAUCCCAAAACGCAUUGUCGCCUGCUACCGCGAGCAGCGCAGAACUGAAGGCUGCUUAAUUGAUGCUGUUGUCUUCCGGACUCAAAAAGGCAGGGAUCUUUGCGCUCCCCCUGAAGUCAAAUGGGUCAUAGACUUGAAAACUGCAGUUGACAACAACCAAAUGAAGAAACACAAGGAUAAUAUUAUCUGUCAAGGCAAGAAAGCCUAGGCUGCUGGGGUGAACAGAUCCACACACCUACCAGGUCUGGUGAAUAAAGCUAGAAGUUGAUGUUUUAGAGAUCAUGGCAGCUAAACAGCUAAAUUGUAAUUCUGCUGUAAUUCUUGCUGUUACAGCAUGCUUUUAAAUGAUAUUUUUCUCUCUGUAUUGUAAUGCAUCUGCACCUUCAUAUUACUUUUUUUCCGUAACAACAUAUAAGCUUGUUAAAAAAAUACUUUGACGUUUUGUUUAACUGUGACCAAAAAUCUUGGCCAUAUCUGUGAUGUUACUGUUGCUUUAACUGUGAGUCAAUCAAUAAAGGAUUUAAAACAGGAUUAGGGCAUUUAUCAGCUCUUUGUCUCAUUCAAAAGCUCAACAAAAUAAAGCAAGAAGUAAAAGUACAUUAAUGGCUUUUUUUUAAUGUCUUUUUUUUUGUCCAACGGAAAAUGUGAAAUGAAUUUUAAAUGAAUGUUAGUGUCUGAAAAAGUGGUCAUGUUGUAGAAAGUUUGGAUUAAAAAAAGACAACCUUACGUUGAGCCUUAUAGCAUUGAAGCACACAUUGUUAAUUAUGUGUUUUCUGUAUUUUUGGCUAAAUAGAGUAAAGAGUAAAAGUACAUUAAUGUCUUUUUUUUUUGUCUGGCAACUGUGUAAAUGAAUGUUAUUGUCUGAAAAAGUGGUCAUGUAGAAAGUUUGGAUGGAAAAAUUACAUUGUUAAUUACAUGUUUUAUGUAUUUUGGUCAAAAAAUUAUAUUAUGCAAGUUUGUUAACAAUCUUUUAUGUAUUCUGGUCUAAUGAUCUUUAAGGGUUCUAUUUAUUUAAUAAUUUAAUGUCAUCAUUACAUGCUUGUAGUUUUGACUUAUGAACUGUUUUAAAAAUGCAUGGAUAAUCAGAAAAUAAACAUCAUUUAAGUUGCAA
This is a messenger RNA of Clarias gariepinus (North African catfish), 1374 nucleotides long. RefSeq names its product chemokine (C-C motif) ligand 19a, tandem duplicate 1 (gene ccl19a.1). Gene Ontology annotation, biological process: positive regulation of ERK1 and ERK2 cascade; lymphocyte chemotaxis; cellular response to tumor necrosis factor. The transcript has 4 exons. Gene Ontology annotation, molecular function: chemokine activity; CCR chemokine receptor binding. Lineage: Eukaryota; Metazoa; Chordata; Actinopteri; Siluriformes; Clariidae. The coding region runs from base 136 to 471 and encodes 111 amino acids. The record is from RefSeq and is a predicted model, not a curated record. Gene Ontology annotation, cellular component: extracellular region.